UGAUACUUGUUUAGAUGGUGAUGGUUGCCUAUGAUGGUUUGCAUUACUGGGUGGUGAGUGGAUAGUGAUGGCGUAGUGUAUUGAACAUUACAAAAUUGCAAAUAUUCGAUUUGAAGUGGAUAAUUUUACAUAAAAAAUACAAAUAGGAUUUGUACACAACAGUGAUAAUUACUGUCGAGGCCGUUUCAUUUGGCUGGCGACCUUUCAAGAUGGAGUCGUUGAAUUCAGAACUUUUAACCCAAGUUCUGAAUUAUCAUGGACAACAGUUACAAAAAAUUUGGGAAGCCGAGCGGGGAGAGCAAGAUUUACUGAAGCAUAAUGUUAAAGACCUAAACUUUCAAGUUUACGGCCACAGGCAGAAGUACCUGUCAUUUCAGGACCGUGGGAAGAGAUUGAAGCUUCAGCAAUUUAUUGUAAAACAAUCUAAUUUAUUGUAUUCCCAUGAAGCUCUGCAACGAAAACAGCCUUCUGAAGAGACACCGGUUUCUGAAGAUUUAUAUGCAAUUUUACCACCUUUUGAAACAUUUCUAAAUGUUGACAAACAAAGCAGAUUAAAGUAUUUCUUUGAGAAAGUUAAGAUUGGAGAUUUGAUUCUAGGAACUAUCGUGAGCAAGACUCAAUCAGGAAUGAUGUUAAAAGUGCUGUGUACUGUUAGUAAGGGGAACAGUACUCGUUAUGUUGCUGACAUAAAUGUAAAGGCUUUCUGCUCUGUUGCAAAUGUUAUUCCUGCAGUUGAUCGAAAAGGUGUAACACGCAGUUACAUGAUGAAUGAUUCAGUUUGCUGUGAAGUAUUAGAAGUUAUUCCAGACACUGAUAAGAUGGUCUGUGGUAUGAAAGGCACCACACGACAACCAAACGAUCCUGAAUUUCGACCAUCCUUGGGCUUAAUUAGUACAGAUGAUUUCCCUAUUUCAUACAAGAAAGCCCUGGAGCAUAAGGGCGAAAGCUUUGACGCCGUUUUAGAGAAGAGCAUUGGCUUCAAUAAUCCUAAUAACAUCAGUUUUCUGUCGGAUUUGAUGGGGAUAAACAGCCACAUUUCGUUAUUAAAGGGAUUACAGGGCCGUUUUCCAGAGAAUGAGUAUGCCAUUGAAUUGAGACAAGUGCAGGCAAGCAAAUGGGCCUAUAGGAACGUCGCAGACGGUAUAGAUCAUUUCAAGGCUGGUAGACACACAGAAGCUUUCCAGUGUUUAAACAAAGCCCUUACCAUUGAUCCAAAGAAUGUGGAAGGGCUGGUAGCUCGUGGAGCUUUAUAUGCAAACAGUGGAAACUUCCAAAAAGCUAUAGAAGACUUUGAGUCUGCUUUGAAACUGAACCCGAGCCAUGCUAAUGCUCGUAAGUACAUGGGAGAGACUCUUGUGGCUUUGGGUCGUAGCUACGAGGAAGAAAAUAAGAUCGACGAAGCUCGAAAAGCCUACCAGAGCUGCUUAAGUUUGAUACCUUACCAUGAAGAAGCACAGAAUUCUUUAGAGUUCCUUAAAAACAAAACGCAACCAAAGAAUUUGAUAGAACCAGGAGAUCUUCUCUUGCCAAGUCUGGGAAGCAAUUCUGCACCCAAACAAGACGUUAACGAUGCCCUUAAGCAACUCCUAAAGACAGAGGAAGAAGAAAAAAAAGAAAAGAAAAAGAAGAAAAGGUCAAAGAAGAAGAAGAAUAGACGUAGAUCGAGUUCUAGUUCGAGUUCAAGUUCUUCAGCAAGUAACGACAGUUCUAGUAGUUCAUCUUCAAGUAGCAGUGACUCAAGUUCUACAUCUGGGGAUUCGGACUUCAAAAAACGAAAGAAGCACCGAUCCAGGUCUCACAGGCGUGAAAAACAGAAUUCCCUUUCUCCCUUAAGCAAACGCAUGGCCAUGAUGGACCCUACACACGACACACCGGCUUCGUACCAAUUCAAUAAACCUGCUUCAAACAGUUUUGACUUCGCUUUUGAACAGCAGCAACAACAGCAUCAUCAUCACCACCAAGCCUCGUCGGUUGCUAUUAGUGAGUCUCUGUUGCCCCCAUCAAGCUCAAAGGGUAGCGGGCAAGAUGAUUAUGAGUCCAAAAUACGCGCGUUCUUGGACCAUACAAAAGGAGAUUCCGAUUACGAAGAAAAAGUGCGUAAGUUUUUAGAGGAAAGCCAUCGCUGGAAGAAAGACAAGAAAGGUGAGGAUAAAAAGAAGAAGAAAAAGAAGGAUAAAAAGGCAAAGAAAGAGAGUAGAAAACGCAAGAAGGAGAAGAAAAAGCGUAAGCAUUUCGAUUUGAGUGAAUUAGAAGACAUCGAUAAUAAGAAAUUAAGGGAUGUUUUGAAGAAAGAGCUGGGAAUUAAGGAUAAAAGAAGCAAGAGACAUGGGAUUAAUUCAGAUGACGAGGAUUAUUUGUUAGAAAAAGUUGGAUACAGCAAAAGAUUUUUGGAUAGUCUACCAGACCUAGAGGAACUAGAAUCAAAACUGAACGCAUAUUAUGCGCUGGAAAAGGAAUCGAAACGAAGUGAAAUGAGCGAGAGUCCUAAGAAAUCACUGAUAAUGGACUCUCCGUCUCCCACAAGGGAACAAAAGGCUCGUCAAGCAGUUGCAGAAGCUACAGCCUCUGCCACUGCCAGUGGAGCGCCAACCAAAUGGAAAAUGCAUAUAAGUAAUGUAGGCGGACCUAGCGGCGGCUCACGAUUCAAAAAGAAAACUGAGCGGGACGAAUGGGCUGACGAACAACCGCCUUUACCUAGAAUGCCCCCAGAGAACAAGACUAACUUGCCCAGGGCGCCCGAACCUCCAGAACAGUCCCCCAUGAAAAAGAAUAAUUAUGAGUUUGCGGCUCCACCUCCUGAAAAGAACAUGAGUGUACGCAAAGCGAUGGCCAUGAAAGAGCAACCCUUACCACCGAAAAAGUCGCCGGAGAUAAAGAAAGUCAAACCGAUGCCUCCAGCGCCUACACCGAAACCGAUUGUUCCUCCGGGGCCUGUUGUUCUGGACAAAUUUGGUAAUUUCAGGAGAUUGUCUCCAACGAGAUUACAGGAGACCGGCGACGAUUUGCCACCUCUACCACCAGGAGCACCACCAAAUCGUCCUAGAUCGGCGAGCAGAUCAUCCCGUAGAAGCCGUUCGCGUUCUCGCGGUCGCCGUUACAGCCGCUCCAGAUCGUCAAGUGGUUCCCGUUCUCGUUCCCGAAGUUACCGAAGCCGAUCCAGAUCUUAUUACAGUCGCUCCAGGUCUCGUUCGGGUUCCUACUAUUCCAGAAGUCGUUCCCGUUCUCGCAGCUAUUCAGUUGACAGGCGUCGUUACCGUCGUGGCGGCGGCUUCCGCGGAGGGCGUUACGACAAUCGCGGCACGUACUACAAGCCUCGCUUACCUCCUAGAGGCGGCGGAGGCGGUAACUAUCGCGGCGGAAGAGGCAACUACAGGGACUAUCGCGAUAAUUACAGAGAUUUCCGUGGUCGGGGACGAUACGGUAACAGACCUCCAAGGAGACCAAGAGGCCGAUUUGGUCGUGGGGGUGGUUAUCGUGACUAUCGCGAUCGCAGAUACGACAGGAGUCGUUCUAGGGACCGCAGCAGGUCUUACAGCGGAAGUAGGGAUCGAUCUCGUAGCGGAGAACCCAUGAAGAAGGUCAACGAAGAAAAGGACAAGAUCAACAAGUAUAUUGACAAUGAUAACAAUGAACCUGCGAGACAUGAUGGACCUUUGUCAGAAGGAGAAGACAGGGAUGAUUACAAUAACGAAAAGUUUGUGGAUAGGGAAACCUUUGACGGUAAAUGGAGCGAGAAAGGAGGAGAAAACAACGAAGGCAGGAACAGUCCUGAUAAAGAGAAAGAAAAGGACAUUCCGAGUGAGACCAACCUUGAAGAAAUGGACAAAUUCCUGGACAAGGCUAAAAGGGAAAAAAAGGAGGAAAUGUUAGAAAGAAAUAAGGAGUUUCUGAAGGCGAAGUCUUAGUAAGUCAUUAUUAUUAUACUUCUGUUAUUUUUUUUUAUAUUUUUUUGUAUGAUACCUAAUUGCCCAAUGUAUUUUCCUUCUAAUUAAUUCAAUUAACGAUAAGAAAGUGUUGCAGAACGUUUAUGGAGAGAAAAUAAAGAAAUUAAUGUUUGAUGAUCCGGUUAAUUUACAUUUUCUUUGUAUUUUUGUCAAUUUUUAAGAGUGUAUCAGAAUACAUUAGAUGAACUAGUAAUUUUAAUGUAAUAAAACAAUGCGUUGUAAA
Messenger RNA from Agrilus planipennis (emerald ash borer), 4167 nucleotides. RefSeq names its product tetratricopeptide repeat protein 14 homolog. The coding region runs from base 210 to 3905 and encodes 1231 amino acids. The record is from RefSeq and is a predicted model, not a curated record. Gene Ontology annotation, molecular function: protein binding. The transcript is spliced from 11 exons. NCBI's taxonomy places the organism in Eukaryota, Metazoa, Arthropoda, Insecta, Coleoptera, Buprestidae.